AUGAACCAGGCCGAGCAGGACGCCCUCGACCUCGCGGCGUUUGGUCAUGCAGAGGGCCUCACCCGCAAGUUUAGCGUGCUGAGCAUGCUCUCCCUCGCCUUUUGCGUCCUCGGUACUUGGGCCGUCUGCGCGCAGGGUCUUGCUACUGCUAUUGAGAAUGGCGGGCCUGUUAGUUGUCUCUGGGGUCUUGUCCUCGUUGCGCUGUGCAAUACUUGCAUCGCCGUGUCUCUCGGUGAGCUAUGCAGUAGCAUGCCUACAGCCCUAGGUCAAGCCUUUUGGGUAUCGCGACUAUGGAGGUCACCUCUCGGACGAUUCACAUCAUACAUGACUGCUUGGCUUAACACUUUUGGGUGGCUUGCCCUCAGUGCCUCUCAGGUCGCCUUCAUGGCCGAGUUUUGUCUGUCGAUGAAACUCAUGUUUGACCCCGAGUGGACUGGCAACAAGGGAUGGGUCACGUUUCUCGUGUACACGGUCAUCAACAUCUUCUUCACCUUUGUCAACUACGUCGGAUGUCGGUCUGAAAAGUUCCUGCCUUACUUUAACAACUUUGUAGCUGUUGGGUUUGUCGGGUUGUUUGUUACGUUCUGUAUCGCCCUCCCUGCGGUGGUAGGAACAGAGCCCAACCUCGAAUACCAGUCGGCCAAGUUUGUCUUUGGUGGUUGGGUCAACGAGACUGGCUGGAGCGAUGGUGUUGUCUGGUUUCUAGGUCUUGUUCAAGCUGCGUACAGUCUUACGGCCUUUGACUCCGUCCUUCACAUGGUGGAGGAACUGCCAGCUCCACGCCGCAACGCCCCGAGAACGAUGGUGAUGGCUGUUGUCCUUGGUGCCAUCUCGGGAUUCGUCUUCUUAGUGGCCAGUCUUUUCUGCAUUCAAGAUCUCAGUGCCGUUCUUGAUCCCGCAUCAGGCUUCCCCUUUAUCGAGCUUGUCCAAAGCACGAUUGGCCUGAAAGGAGCUGCGGCCUUGAUCGCCUUGUUCAUCUUCAACGGCUUCGGGCAAGGCAUUUCGGUCGUCACUUCAACGUCAAGACUAACAUGGAGUUUUGCCCGGGACCGAGGAUUUCCAUAUGGAGCCUACUUUUCCUACGUCGACCCCUACUGGCAAGUCCCCGGUCGAGCAUUGAUUCUCCAGACGGUCAUUAUCAAUCUCGUGGGCCUACUGUACCUCUUCUCCAGCACCACCCUCGAAGCUAUCCUAAGCGUCAGCACAAUCGCCCUAACAAUUUCAUACGCCAUCCCCAUCGCCGUGUUGAUGGCGGUCGGUCGAGACAAGCUACCACCCGGAGGACAAUUCGGCCUGGGCAAACUAGGACCUGUCCUUAACACCGUGUCCAUCAUAUAUGCUGCCAUCACGACCGUCUUUUUCUUCUUCCCUUGGACUCCUAACCCGGCGCCCGUCGAUAUGAACUUUGCGAUUGCAGUGUUUGGCAUCAUGUUGGUUAUUGCGCUUGGGUUUUGGGUCGUCAAGGGACGCAAGUCGUUCUUGCAGAUUGAAGAUGUGUCAGAGGAUGUUCUUUAUGCUCAGGAGCAGGAGGUCCGAUCUGAACAGGUGGAAAAGAGUUGA
Messenger RNA from Fusarium vanettenii 77-13-4, 1560 nucleotides. RefSeq lists its product as uncharacterized. Lineage: Eukaryota; Fungi; Ascomycota; Sordariomycetes; Hypocreales; Nectriaceae. Gene Ontology annotation, molecular function: transmembrane transporter activity. The transcript has a single exon. The record is from RefSeq and is a predicted model, not a curated record. Gene Ontology annotation, cellular component: membrane. Gene Ontology annotation, biological process: amino acid transport; transmembrane transport. Bases 1 to 1560 code for a protein of 519 amino acids.